Elgaria multicarinata webbii is the source of this 801-nucleotide messenger RNA. RefSeq names its product olfactory receptor 13H1-like. Gene Ontology annotation, biological process: detection of chemical stimulus involved in sensory perception of smell; G protein-coupled receptor signaling pathway. Lineage: Eukaryota; Metazoa; Chordata; Lepidosauria; Squamata; Anguidae. The coding region runs from base 1 to 801 and encodes 266 amino acids. The transcript has 2 exons. Gene Ontology annotation, molecular function: olfactory receptor activity; G protein-coupled receptor activity. The record is from RefSeq and is a predicted model, not a curated record. Gene Ontology annotation, cellular component: plasma membrane.
AUGGCUUUUUCUAGAAAAGCCAUCUUGAGGGGGAAGGUUGGACAGCCGGUUUGGCUGAGAGUGGUUUCCUUUACAGACCUCAUAAUUGCUAACAAUAUACUUCCUGAGGUCUUAUUCAACUGCUUCAUUUACAGGCCCACCAUUUCCUUCUCUAGAUGCUUGUCCCAGAUGUAUCUUGGUGUGUUACUUGUCUCAACAGAGUGCACCAUCCUUGCUGUCAUGGCAUAUGAUCGCUUUGCAGCUGUAUGCCAGCCACUACGCUACCUGCAGAUCAUGAGCUGGAGAUUUUGCAUUGGUCUGGUGGCUGCAUCUGUGUCCCUUUCUUUCCUGAUGACUCUAAUCGCAGGGCUCUUGCGGCCUACUGACUUCUGUGGGCGACACACCAUUAACCAUUUUGCAUGUGAGCUGCAGUCAUUCCUCAAAUUGGCUUGCUCUGACACACACAUUAGUGAGCUCUUCAUGCACAAUUCCAGCCUCUUUCUCUUAAUACCACCCUUUGGCUUCAUAGUUGUGACAUAUGGGCGCAUAGGCCUGGCUGUAGUGCGCAUCCGCUCGACACAGGGCUGCAGCAAAGCCUUCUCCACAUGCAGCUCUCACCUUGCUGUGGUCACUGUCUUUUAUGGGACAAUCAUGAUGAUGUACUUGAGCCCACAAGGGAAAUCUGUUUCUGAAAAGGACAAGGUCAUAUCUUUAAUGUAUGGGACUCUAACUCCCACCCUAAAUCUUCUGAUUUACAGCCUGAGAAAUAAGGAUGCGAAGGGAGCAUUCUGGAAACUGGUUGGAAGGAAAAUAUCAAUGUGA